Molecule: messenger RNA, 1474 nt
Organism: Teleopsis dalmanni
Lineage: Eukaryota; Metazoa; Arthropoda; Insecta; Diptera; Diopsidae
Gene: E(spl)mbeta-HLH
Product: enhancer of split mbeta protein
Exons: 1
Coding region: 323-961 (212 amino acids)
Biological process (GO): regulation of transcription by RNA polymerase II; anterior/posterior pattern specification; regulation of neurogenesis
Cellular component (GO): nucleus
Molecular function (GO): protein dimerization activity; RNA polymerase II cis-regulatory region sequence-specific DNA binding; DNA-binding transcription factor activity, RNA polymerase II-specific
Source: RefSeq, a predicted model, not a curated record
UGUGUGUUGUAUGAGAAUGAGUUCGCUUGCGUGUAUGAUUUUAUUACACUUUCAUGCUUCUCGCUCUGGCACAUAACAAAAAGUAUAGCCGACUUUUGAAGUGGAGCUUGAACAUUUAUAAAGCCUGUGCGCAAACUGCUUGUGGAAACAUUCAUUGUGCAACCGUCGUAACGUUCACAACUGACUAUUUAUAUUUGGAAACUUUAUGUAAAUUUGUAACUUUGUGGAUUACUCAAACACAUAUACAAUUAUAGAAAAGUAAACACAAAAACCACAUAAGUGAUUAUAUAUAAAAAAUUUAACUAUAACGGAAAAAUCGGAAAUGGUGCUUGAAAUGGAAAUGUCAAAAACUUAUCAAUAUCGUAAAGUAAUGAAACCCAUGUUGGAACGCAAACGUCGUGCGCGUAUUAACAAGUGUCUCGAUGAACUCAAGGAUAUAAUGGUUGAGUGUUUGACACAGGAAGGUGAACACAUAACACGUCUUGAGAAAGCUGAUAUCUUGGAACUGACAGUGGAGCACAUGAAAAAGCUACGUGCACAAAAGCAGUUGCGUUUGGGCGGUGUGCCUAAUGGUCAAGAUACAAAAGCAACUAUUGCAGAAAGUUUUCGUGCUGGGUAUAUACAUGCAGCUAAUGAAGUAUCAAAAACUUUGGCGGCUGUACCUGGCGUAAGUGUUGAUUUAGGUACACAACUGAUGAGCCAUUUGGGUCAUCGUUUAAAUUAUCUGCAAGUUGUGGUACCUACUAUACCUAUUGGAGUACCAACAGCUAAUGUGACAACCGCACAUCAACAACAACAACAACAGCAAACCCAGUUAUUACAAGGACAAUAUUUUUGUAUAACACCAGAACAACGCAGUCCUGUGAUUAUUACACCACCACCUUCUGAAUGUGGUAGUAGUGAAAGUGGCAGUUGCAGUCCAGCUCCAAGCGAAACGGGAAAUAUGUGGCGCCCAUGGUGAAGUAUUAUGGUUGACUUUGAUUUUUCCAAAACGAUGGAAAUUUUUUUUGGUAAAUAAAUCUCCCUUAAAUGGUGUCCUGCAUGGAAUAGAUUCCAAAAUGCAUAGAAAUAUGUGCAUACAGAAAGGGCACUAAGGAAAGCAGAAUACUGUGUUUAAUCAAGGCGUUUAGUAGAUUGAAACUCAGUAAUUGAAAUAACAAUGAAAAUACGCAUGCCUGAAGAGGUUGUUGGUUGCAGUGAGGAAAAAAGUUUUUCUCGGACUAAAUCUUUUAUUUGUAUUGUUGUAUUGUGAUAAGAAAAGCUUUAUUAUAAUAUAGAAAAUAAAGAAAAAGUAUUAAGAACAAUAAUUAAAUUGUGCUUAUUUAUUUAAAAUAUAUUAUGUUUUAUUUAUAAAUAAUUGCAAUAUGCUUUAACAUUCUAAGAAAUUCGUUAACAUUCAAAUAUUCCCUUAAAUUUGAGCAUUCCGUCAAAAAUGUUUGUUUAUUUAAAGAAAGUGGAAGAUUAAUACUGCUCU